GCACUAUGCUCAUGAUUUAUGCAAAUGAGUUUUCGUACGCCAUUUUAUAUUUGGAAGUUGUUGCAUUGACAUUUGAGUUUAUCAGACAUAGAAUAAGUCGGAUGAAUCGGAUAAGAGAACUUUUCUAGGAUAUAUUGAACAGAAUCGUAGGGCUGCCUUAAAAAUGGCAUCUACCGAAAGCAAGCUCCCUACCCACGAACGAAUCGUGAAAAGUGAGUUCCUUUUUUUGCAGUGUAAUAUUCACCUCCUUGGGUUUAUACUCAAAUUAUGUGCAGUCAAAUUAUUAACUAUCAUGCAUAAAUAUGUUAGAUCUAUGGAUUGCUGUAAAAUAAUUUUGAAGCAUCGAAAAAUUGCUAUUUAGAUGAAAAUUUAUUAAACGAUAGGGUAAAAGAAAGCGGGUAUUAAUCAUUUCGGCUCGAAUUGUUGAGCAGCUGUCAGUUUUUACGAUAGUUUAGUGCAGGUGAUAGAGAAGAGAGACUUUUAACAGCGUGAAGCAGCUAAACGUAUCGAUUGCCGCCUUUGUCUACUGCGUUCCGUUCCCACCAACUUACCGACUUACUAUGAACGAAGUUUAUGAUAGUCGAACGAACAAACCGAAACCCGAUGUGCUCAAACACCAUUUCGUUCUGGAAGGACGAGUGACCGAAGACGUUGCUCUUCGAAUUAUUAACGAGGGCGCCUCGCUGUUACGCAAUGAGAAGACGAUGAUAGACAUCGAUGCACCGGUUACGGUUUGUGGCGAUAUUCACGGGCAGUUCUACGAUUUGAUGAAACUAUUUGAAGUAGGCGGUCCACCACAAAGCACUAGGUACCUGUUUCUAGGAGAUUAUGUAGACCGAGGUUAUUUUAGUAUAGAGUGCGUUCUAUAUUUAUGGACAUUAAAGAUCAUCCAUCCGAACACGUUGUUCAUGCUUAGAGGCAAUCAUGAAUGUCGGCAUCUAACCGAAUACUUCACUUUCAAGCAAGAAUGCAAAAUCAAGUAUACUGAACGCGUAUACGACGCUUGCAUGGAGGCAUUUGACUGUUUGCCAUUGGCCGCUCUAAUGAAUCAGCAAUUUUUAUGCGUACAUGGCGGCUUAUCGCCCGAAAUUAAUAAAUUGGACGAUAUAAGAAAAUUGGAUAGGUUUAAAGAGCCGCCAGCUUAUGGCCCAAUGUGCGACUUGCUCUGGUCUGAUCCAUUGGAAGAUUUCGGAAACGAAAAGUCGGCCGAACACUUCUCACAUAACAGUGUGCGCGGUUGCUCGUACUUCUAUAGCUAUGCAGCUUGUUGUCACUUUCUGCAGGAAAAUAAUUUAUUGUCAAUAAUAAGGGCGCAUGAAGCCCAGGAUGCGGGCUAUAGGAUGUACCGCAAGAGUCAGACAACCGGUUUCCCUUCGCUCAUUACCAUAUUCUCGGCUCCCAAUUAUUUGGAUGUAUACAACAAUAAAGCUGCGAUUCUAAAAUAUGAGAACAAUGUGAUGAACAUCCGCCAGUUCAAUUGUUCGCCUCAUCCUUAUUGGUUACCAAAUUUCAUGGACGUUUUCACGUGGUCCUUACCUUUUGUGGGGGAGAAGGUCACCGAAAUGUUGGUAAAUGUUUUGAAUAUUUGUUCUGACGACGAGCUGAUUGAAGAUCAGGAUUUCGAUGGUGCGUAUAAUGUUAGACGCGUGUAUGCGAAAAUGCGGCGUUGUGCGUGUUUGUUAACACAUUUUUAUCGAUGUCUGAGUGAAAAAAACUUAAACAUAGACAUAGAUUAUAUACGAGAAGAAAUAAUGAGAACUAAGAUUUUUCAUGAAAUAAUUUAUAUACAACGUUCGUUAGAGCGAUUUAGCAAGGGCAGUAAAGGCGCUGCACGUGUCAGCAGUAUUGAGUUAGAAGAUCCAACAGGUAGAUGUAGAAUUUAAGAGUGCAAGAAUUACUUAAAGAAAAAAAGCUAAUAAGCUUAAGCAUGGUGGCAGUAGCAGUUGCGGUCGAUGUACGUACAGCACAAAUAUAUCGUCUCGUAUUCUGACUAUUCUGCAUGAUUGGUUGGCUUUUUACAGGAGCCAAGAAUGGUAAGUUGCAUGCAUAUAUUGUCGUUAACCUAUCGCUAUCUUCCACUUUCCUUAAAAUACUUGACCAAAAAUUUGACUAGAGCUAUGAGCGAUUCAUACCUUGUCAUAUGUCGCGUAAUUUGCUGCUACUGCCGAUCGCUGCCUAAUCGUGCAGCUUUUCUGUUUGUUUUUUUUUAAUUAAGUUUUUUUUUGACCAUUUCGCAUUCAUUUUUUUUUUUUACGUUUAUAGUUGAUAAAUUUAUAGCGUGGAGCUUUUUUUUUAAUCAUUACCUUCCCCCCUAUCAUUAUCGCACAAGCUAUAUAAAUUGUCUUUCUGGUGACAAUUUAAAUCGAUAUGCAUCUAGUAUGCCCUAGCUAUUUUUCUAAUUUUAUAUAUUAAAAUUGGCAUGACCAUUUGGGGUUAUUUCGAACCAACCUGAACGCUGCGCGCUUUUGAAUAUUCUGUUUAAAAGGACAGCUGAGUUGACAUUACAGAUUCUCAAGUUGUCGCCCGUAAGGAGAUCAUCCGUAACAAGAUUAGGGCAAUCGGGAAGAUGGCUAGAGUAUUCCAGGUUUUACGCGAGGAGAGCGAAAGCGUAUUACAGUUGAAAGGUCUGACGCCCAACGGUUUACUACCGAUUGGUGCGUUGUCGGGUGGUAAAGACACUCUAAAGUCGGCCUUAUCCGGUUUUUCGCCGAAUCAUAAGAUAUCCGGUUUUGAGGAAGCCAAGUUUUUGGAUAAGAUGAACGAACGCAUGCCGCCGAGACGUGAAGAUUCGUCUAAUAGCAGUAGUAAAGCUGGAACUAAAAGUCCGGCUCGAAAAUAACUGCGAAGCCUGCAUUAUUCAAGUUCUAGUCAGAGACGUGAAGAUCUGCCAAACACCGAUUGAUUUGGUGUGUGGCGCCCUAAGAACUGGUGCCUCAUUCUCUUUUAACUGCUUACGGCUGGAGUAUAGUAGUGAAUUCGAAAUCUUAUCUUUUCCUCUGAAAAAUAUUUAAAAUUUCCCGUUCUUCUCUCCCCUCUCUCCUCACUAUAAAACUGCAGGUUGUGAGCAGCAGCAGCAACAAUAAAUUAUGUAAGGAGUUUUCUUCAGUUUCCGUUUUGUUUCUUCUAAAUAUUUUUUUUUUAUAAUUUCGUUAAAUCGUAUAAAAGAAAAAAAACUUUUCGAGAUUUUUGAAUGUUGUGUUUGUAUGCGCGCGCGUCACGACGUAUGUUUGUCCACACUCAUUCUUUUGUGAUUUCUUUGCGAUAUGCAAAAAUGAAGCGACUUUUAAAACUUGUUUUUCUCGACCUUAUUCAUUAGCCUCUAUUUUUUUAUAUAUGUGUAUAUGUAAGAAAAUUAUAAAGCAGCUCUUAGUAAGACGCGGACGAAUUCUCUUCCAGACUAAUCCGUUUCGUCCUCGUAAUGAUUUUUUUUUUAAAUCUAAAUCUACAGUAUCUGUGUCGUCCUACAUUUAUUACUACAAAAAAAAACUUGCAUGUUAAUUUCGAUUCAGUCUUUUAAUGAUAAAAUGAUACUUUUUGUGCUAUUACAAAAUACUACAAAAAUAAAUUUUUAAAUUGUUAAAAUAAUAAUAUACUGAUCUUUUUCAAGGGUCAGACGGUUUACGGGUAUUCUUGACCCUAAUUAUGUAACUAAAAUUCCUUAUUAGUUAUAGAAUUUCUGGGUUAGAUUAACUUUGUUAGUUUAACGAUACAGAUAAGAAUUGCACUUAUCUCCAGACAAAUAAAAUUCUUGCCAUAGCCAGCAAUUAUGUCGAUCUUUUAUGAUUAAUGUGUAUUUUAUUCCUCUCGCUUGCCCUUAAUAACAAGUAAAGAAUAACUUAUUUAAUAUGUAUGAAGCAACUUUCUAAAAGGUUGUACGUUGAUGCUCUGCUGCAGUUGAAUAAAUUAAAAAAAAAAGGUGUAACGUUUGAAGCAUAUAUAAGUGUAUAAUUGAAUAUUUCAAUGACUAAAAACAGGCGAAUUUUCGAAAAUAAUUCUGACUAUAUAUUAAAAAUGAAAAUUAAUAAACGCACACAGACGAGUUCAAUUAGGCUUCUAAAACCUCAAUUAGAUUGAAACAAUUUGAUACUUUUCUGCAAUCAUUUCUGCCUAUUGUAUUCUUGAGUAUAAAACAUUUUCUCUACUGCAGUUUAUAAUUUUAGGUGCAAAAAUCUCAUACAAAUAAAAAUAACUUUCAUCAUUUGCAUCAGAAAUUUUGGGUACAGUGUGGAAAUUGUAUAAAAUACACAUUGCAGUAGAGUAUACCGUAUUAUCCUCAAUAUAUAUUACAAGUGGUUAAAUAGUCGCCUUGAAUAAGAAAUUCGAUCUCCAACUGCAAAAGAAAGCCUUAUAAAAUACCUAUGUAAAUAUUGUUUAGUAAUUAUAGAACGCAUCAUCACAUAUGGAAUAAAAAAUUAUAAAAUAUGAAAAUCGAUCAAACAAUAUACAUGUAUAUCGAUAAAUUUCGUAAUUCUUAAGAUAUGCC
Dimorphilus gyrociliatus is the source of this 4483-nucleotide messenger RNA. The record is from the annotation of a GenBank genome assembly. Lineage: Eukaryota; Metazoa; Annelida; Polychaeta; Dinophilidae.